CAGUAGCCAGAGGUGUUCGAGGUCGUUUAUAUCUCAAACCACCAUUUGAGGGUUUUUUCUUUUCCACAGAGAAGAGCUGGUGAACCGGAAGGUCAGGUUUAAUCACUGAUCUCCCGGGAAGACUAGUACUUCUCAGGGAGCCCUUAAUGAACCGCGACAUGCUAUAUAUGAGCAGUUGAUAAACAAAUUUCACAUUAUAGAAACACUAAAACUAAUCUAUAUUUAGAAGAGAACAUGCAAACAGUUGCACAUAUUAUAUUUCUUAACAAAAACCAUUAAGGCGUUUUAACUUCCAGCUCUGGCUAAAACGGUGUCCAUAGAGUUUGAUAUUUGCCCAGUCUGGUCUCUAGUGCUCAUGAUGUUUAUCAGUAUAUUUAUAUGGUUUGAGACACGCGCUGCUUCACAUCCUCAUCUUUUCGUUUUUUGGAAAGCGUUGUUUUUUUUAGCUUUCAUUUUCGUUUGUUUCCACAGCUCCGUGGGACUGAAGACGGCUUUCUCUCAGCUCUGUUUUCGCUGGCGUUUGGAGGAAGAGUCAAAGCGAUGGACGUCGACGGAUAUGACUUAUAUACAGCAGGCGCCGAGGGUCAAGAUGCUGGACCGUCUCUGGAUGACAUCAUAAAUCAGCUGCGCUUACAGCCAGAAGAGGACAUUUACACGGACCGCGGUGAAAUACCGCGUCCCUCAGCGCCUCUAGAUAUGGCUACGUUUAAAAUCAGAGUGGACUGGACAGGGCCCUUUCCAGACAGAUGGAGAGCAAGAUUACAGAUAGCCCUUCAGAGCUGGUUGUCCAAACUGGAAAGAACAAUAUCUGUCCACGGGGUUAAACUCACGGAUGAUCCGUCCUGUGCGAAGUGCAGAUAACACCAUCAACAGGUGGGAGAAUCGCAAAUACGCUCUAAAGAUGUUAAAAUAUCACAGAACUGCAUCUCUUAAGUUUAAAGAUUAUAAGGAUGGUAAAGUUAAAGAAGAAAAAGAAAUAAUUGUUCGGAUUUAUCUGGAUGAAGCACAACCUGUGACUGUACCACAAAGGUCCCUCAUGAAGGAGAACAUAGCUCUGUCAUAUAAGGUGAACGGCUGCACUACAGCAGUAUCAGAAGACACAAACAAUAGCGAGGAUGUUGUUGCAACUAACAGAGCUUUAAAAGUUGCUGAGAUCACAAAAACAUUCGAAAUGACCCAUGAGACCUCGCCUAGACUUUCUGUUUCCAUCCAAUACUUCUGGUACAUGCUUCACGUGUACAGAAAGGAUCUGGAGCUAAUUGAGAAACAACAUGGAGUCUCUCUACUUUCAGAAGUGUCAGUCUUAUUCAAACCCACCCAGGGUUCAAGCCCUGAUUCUGUGUCUAAAGCCUCUGAAGACUUUCAGAAUCUUCUCUAUGAAUGCGUGGAGAGUUGUAGUUAUGCUGACAUUAAUCAUAAUGACAUGGAUUCAGAUGUUGUGAAAGAGUCCUUACAUAACGUCCAGUCAGAGAAGACAAAGAUGAUGUUCACCAUGUCUGCCCGUGACUGUCAGUUCUUUGGACCGAAGGAGUUUAUGGAUAGGAUUACAAAAGACACGACAAGAGCAGAAAAACAAUUUAAGAUCAAACCACUUGAAAUGGAUGGAUAUUCACUGGACAUGGACACAAAAGACCUUCAGACUGAGCUUGAGAUGGACAAGGUUUAUUGGGAUCUAAUGAAACUUUCAUAUAAGGAACAAUUAUCACAGCUUGAAACAAAGUAUGGAGUCUUGUUUCAUGAAGUCAAUCUGCAGAAAAAUGUAAUUAAGGUUCAGGCUCGAUCCGAAGGAGUUCAGCACAUUAAUCUUGAAAGCCAUGCCAUGAGAGCUUUAACAAAUCUUUACCAGAAACUAGCCUCAGCCGCGGUCAGCUGUGAACUCACAAAACCAACACAGAAAACUGAUGUGGCUUCAAUAGUAGAGGAACUUCAGCAGCAGCAGCACUGUGUUGUUGCAGCAGAUGCAUUCAGUUCCUGGAAGCUCGUUGGACUGCCUGAACAUCUCGGUCCUGCUAUUACUAACAUCGAGAACAAACUGAAGAAGCAUGUGUUUGAUGACAAGAUGAAGAAACUGAUUGGUCACUCAGAAGACGUUCCUCACGCGAGAGGAAUCAGCUGGACUCAGAUGCUUGAUCUUAGUCCUGGAGCAGGACGGGACGAGCGAGAGAACUUUAGAGGACGGGAUGAUAGUGAUUUCAAUAAAGAAGUAGAAGAAGAUUCUAGACGUGAUGGUAAAGGUGCUCAGGCUGAAGAGGAGAUGUGCGCUAUUUGUAGGGACGACUUCACUGACAAGACAAAACUCAAAUGUGGGCACGAAUUCUGUCAGGAAUGUAUAGAUUUGUCAGUGAAGAGCCUGGGACCCAUCUGUCCUGUGUGUAAAGAAGUGUUUGGGAGAUUGGAGGGAAACCAACCGAAUGGAAAAAUGACUGUAACGAGGAGCAUGUUGAGUCUCCCUGGAUAUUCACACUGUGGCACCAUCGAAAUACACUACAACAUACCCAGUGGCAUUCAAACGAAGAACCAUCCAAACCCAGGAAAAAAUUUUCAUGGUGCAACCCGUCUUGCGUACUUGCCUGACAAUCUUGAAGGAAAUGAAGUGCUCAAACUGCUGCAGAGGGCUUUUAACCAGAAACUGAUCUUUACUGUCGGGACCUCGACAACUUCUGGUGUACAGAAUGCUGUGACCUGGAAUGAUAUUCAUCAUAAGACCAGCAGAUCCGGCGGCUCUCUAAACUAUGGUUAUCCAGACCCUGGCUACCUGAAGAGAGUGAAGGACGAGUUGAAGGCCAAAGGCAUUGAAUGAGGGUUUUAUCGAUAUUUUCUCAAAUACAUUUCAAACUGUUUAUUACAUGAAGAAGUUUCAGAAGUAUUCAGACACUUGAUAAUACACACCUGGUUGCCUGAAGAACACACUUCAUAAAUGGACAAGAACUAAAUGAAUCAUUUGUUUCCAACUACAGGUGGGUUUGUUUGUGACCCUGAACCACAAAACCAGUUAAAUCUAAAUAUUGAGAAAAUCAGAAUUAAGUUCUUAGCAAUGCAUUAGCAAUUUUCAACUUCAUGUCUAAUAACUCUCAGAGGUGACUGUUAGGGUUGGUUGAGGGUCAGUAGAACUUGACAUAUACUUGCAGUUUCUGAUAGUCAGUAAAUAGGAUGUUGUGGACCCAUCAAAAUAAAGUAACAGCAGAUGUUAAGUAAACAGUUUAAUAAUACUCUAAUGACUGCUAGUGGACAUGUAUUUGCUAAUGACUUACUAUUGGACGAAUGUCUAAAGUGGGCUGUCAAAAUAAAGUGUUACCAAUCUAAACACUGGAUGAAGCCAGUUUCAAAAUUCUUAUUGAAUUUUUCUUUUACGAAUUAGAGUCAAAUGUUAUGGAGGGAAUUUUGGGUAUGUCAUUUUGUUGCUCCAUAAUUCAGAAAAUACUUAGAACAAUCAGAAAACAACAGUUUUUUGUAAAAACCUUCAGGACAUAGCCUUUGAGAUAUGUAUUGUAAUUUAAAGCUAUUGAUAUAAAUAGAGAAAUAGUGCUAUCAAACUAAUACUUAACAGUGUCUUUGGGAUGUUCAAAAACAUGAACGUAAAAGCAUUAUUACAUUGUAUGUAUCCAUGGAUUAAACAACAUUGAAGCAUUCAA
Puntigrus tetrazona (Sumatra barb) is the source of this 3632-nucleotide messenger RNA. It is a transcript of the gene dtx3lb.2, whose product is annotated as deltex E3 ubiquitin ligase 3L2, tandem duplicate 2. NCBI's taxonomy places the organism in Eukaryota, Metazoa, Chordata, Actinopteri, Cypriniformes, Cyprinidae. Gene Ontology annotation, biological process: protein ubiquitination; Notch signaling pathway. The record is from RefSeq and is a predicted model, not a curated record. Gene Ontology annotation, molecular function: metal ion binding.